UUCAUCCAUAAGCACAACCAAAUUACACAACUUGACCCAACCAAGGAAUUCACUCCUUAAAAAAGGGGCCAAAGUUGCAAAAUAUCUCACUUUUCAAAGUAGCACAUUCUUCUUCUACAGUUCCCCCUCUCCACUUCCACCAUCUUCAUCAUCAAAACCCCUCCAUUUUUUUUUCCCAAAUUCCUUCAACCCACUUUCUCUUUCUCUCUCUUUAUAUCUCUCUCUCAUUUUAUCUCUCUGUUUUGGCUACCUUGAAUUGAGGUGUGGAGGACCAACAAAUCAAUAAGGGUGUGAAAUUUUCUCAAAGUUAGUAUCUUUCUUGAUGUUUAUGUAAAUUGAGGGACUGUGGGCCUGGCGUACUGUAGCAUCAGGUUUUUAACAAUAGUUCACCAGAUCUUUCUGUGCUGCAGCUGGUCUCUUAUUACAAUUUUGGUUGUCCUCUGAAUCUGAGCCAUAUCACUAAACCAAUAAAGACAUUUCUUUAUGUGCAUUUUGCCGUAAAGCCCUCAUAUCUGGCCUUUAAUUGUAAGAGGCAGUGAUGGUGUCUGGAACUCUUGAUUCAUUGUCCAAGCCAAAGGCUAGACAAACUGCUGAAGAAUUGGUGGAAAGCUCAGAUACUCGUUUAUUACAGCAUAUGGAUCAUGUUAUUUUAGAAGAGGAAAGUAGAGGCUCUAGUGUUCUCAAUUGGGAAGUGAAUAUAAGCAGUGCAGAUUUUGGUACAGGCUGUACUUUGAAGUCUGCUUCUGGGGAAGGUUCUACUGCAGGAGACCUAUCUGCUUUAAAAGUUGUGCCUAUAGUUCAUACAAAUGUGGCAAAGUGCAAGAUCACUGAUGACAAUGGUAGAGAGUUAGAGGGAUCUGGUAGCUUCGAAAGUUCCAUUAAUAAGAAGCUGACAAAAAUUCAAGCUGUUGAAGCAACGGCUGUCAAUAGUAAAUCUGUAUCAGCAAGUGCAAUUUCAUCUGGCAAAAGCAAGAAAUUGAAUGUUGAGUCAUCUCAAUAUCUGGAUCAUCAACAGACAGGCAAACAUCCUAUGGAGGGGCAUGCUACUGGCGUUUUGUAUGAUUUAAGUUCUCCUAACACUUCAAGUUCUCAUACCCAUGAUAUUGUUGGAGAAGAAGUUCGUGACAUUAGUAGGAGGGUGGAACUGAAGCAACCAGUUUCUUUUGGAAGGAGAAGGAGAAAAUUGUCAAGUAGCUGUGAGUGGAAGCCUUUGGAGAAAUCUCUAUUUCUGGAAGGGUUGAAAAUGUUUGGCAAAAGCAGUUGCCUGAUAGCCAGAAACUUUCUACCUGGUCUGAAGACUUGUAGCGAGGUGUCCAGUUACUUGCAGAAUAAUAAGGCUUUGUUGACGCAGAAAAUGGAUAAAGUAAACUCGUCAGAAGACAAUGCAAGAGCUGAUUCAGAUAAUAUGGUGCAAAUGAGACCCAGAUCAAGAAUAUUUCGUAAAAGAGGAAGGGCAAGAAAACUAAAAUAUUCUACAAAGUCCAAUGGUCAUCCAUCUAGCUGGAAAAGGGAUAGUGAUGCAAACAAGGCAGACAAGCAGUACACACCAUGUUCAUGCCAGUUCAUGUGUGGGAAGGACUGCUCCUGCCUAGUAAGCGGAAACUGUUGCGAAAAGUACUGUGGGUGUUCAAAGGGCUGCAAAAAUAGAUUUCGAGGAUGCCACUGUGCAAAGAGUCAGUGUAGAAGCCGGCAGUGCCCAUGUUUUGCAGCUAAUCGUGAAUGUGAUCCAGAUGUUUGUCGUAAUUGCUGGGUUAGUUGCGGUGGGGGUGAUCUAGGCGAACCACCAAAGAGAGGAGAUGGACAAUGUGCAAAUAUGAGGCUCCUUUUGAGGCAACAGCAGAGGAUAUUGUUGGGACGGUCAGAUGUUGCUGGAUGGGGAGCUUUUAUCAAGAAUACUGUGAAUAAACAUGAUUACCUUGGAGAAUAUACAGGUGAAUUGAUAUCGCAUCGAGAAGCUGAUAAACGCGGAAAAAUAUAUGAUCGAGCAAAUUCAUCAUAUCUAUUUGACUUGAAUGAUCAAUAUGUUCUUGAUGCCUGCCGUCAAGGAGACAAGUUGAAGUUUGCAAAUCACUCAUCAAAACCCAACUGCUAUUGCAAGAUAUUACUGGUGGGAGGAGAUCAUCGGGUUGGUAUUUUUGCCAGAGAACGGAUUGAAGCCGAGGAGGAACUCUUUUAUGACUAUCGUUAUGGUCCUGAUCAAGCACCUUCGUGGGCCCGAAGACCUAAUGAAUCUAAGAAGGAUGAACACAUAUCUUCUCAGAGUCGUGCAAGGAAACAUCAGUCUCGCUGAGCUGUAUGUCAUCAGUGUAUGUAUUUACAUAAUCAAGGGUUUUCAUUGAUACCCGAGUGGUCGAGUGGACUUGUGUGGCUGUUUGUCGAUCAGCCAGUAUGUUUGUUAAUCAUAUGAAGUAGGAAGAUAAUAAUAAUAAAAAUCUUAAUAAAAUGAACUGUAACUGUUCCAUGUACAGUAGGAACCACAUAUGUACCAUGAUACCAUCCAUGGGAUAAUUUUAGUAUUUUACUAUUUUAGAUACCUUAAUACACAAGGUAGAAUUUGAAAUUUUACAGCUUAUGUAAUUCUGUUGAUAACUCAUAAAACCCAAAUAAGUAAUGCUGCUAUAAAAAAUAGUUCCGCAGAAAGUUUGAGAUGAAAAAAGAAAUUAAUCCAGAGUUGACCUACUA
This is a messenger RNA of Chenopodium quinoa (quinoa), 2682 nucleotides long. RefSeq names its product histone-lysine N-methyltransferase EZA1-like. Gene Ontology annotation, molecular function: histone methyltransferase activity; protein binding. Bases 539 to 2290 code for a protein of 583 amino acids. Lineage: Eukaryota; Viridiplantae; Streptophyta; Magnoliopsida; Caryophyllales; Amaranthaceae. Gene Ontology annotation, biological process: chromatin remodeling. The record is from RefSeq and is a predicted model, not a curated record. The transcript has 11 exons.